AUGACUUACAGCAAGACUGAUGAGCUCGCAAUCAACACCAUCCGAACCCUCGCGGUCGAUGCUACGCUCGCGGCGAACUCCGGCCACCCGGGUGCGCCCAUGGGGAUGGCCCCGGUUGCCCAUGUCCUGUUCAACAAGUUCAUGACUUUCAACCCGAAGAACCCCGACUGGGUCAACCGCGAUCGUUUUGUCCUCUCCAACGGUCACGGAUGCAUGCUCCAAUAUGCUCUCCUCCACCUUUUCGGCUACAAGUUGACCAUCGACGACUUGAAGAACUUCCGUCAAGUCGACAGCAUUACCCCCGGCCACCCCGAAGCUCACGACACUCCUGGUAUUGAGGUCACCACUGGUCCUCUCGGCCAGGGUUUCGCCAAUGCCGUCGGUCUCGCUAUUGCGCAGGCGCAUACCGCGGCCGUCUACAACAAGCCCGGCUACGAGCUCAUCAACAACCACACAUUCAUGUUUUUCGGUGAUGGCUGCGCCAUGGAGGGAAUUGCCAGCGAAGCUGCCUCUACUGCAGGUCACUUGCAGUUGGGCAACUUGAUUGCCAUCUACGACGACAACCACAUUUCCAUCGAUGGUGACACCAAGUGCGCAUUCACCGAGGACGUUCUGAAGCGAUUCGAGUCCUAUGGAUGGCACACUUUGCACGUCGAGAACGGCGACAGCGACCUCGAAGGCAUUGAGAAGGCUAUUGCCGAGGCCAAGAAGGUCACGGACAAGCCCUCAGUCAUCAAGCUUACCACCACCAUUGGUUUUGGUUCCAAGCUCCAGGGUACUGGUGGCGUUCACGGCAAUCCCUUGAAGGCCGAUGAUGCCAAGCAGGUCAAGGAGAAGUUUGGCUUCGACCCCGAGAAGACCUUCCAGGUCCCCCAGGAGGUCUACGACCAGUACCACAAGCACGCUGCUGAGGGUGCGGCUGCUGAGGAGGAGUGGAACAAACUCUUCGAGAAGUACGGCAAGGAGCACAAGGACCUCCACGCCGACCUUGCUCGCCGAUUGACUCGCGAACUGCCAGAGGGUUGGGUUAGCAAGCUCCCCACAUACAAGCCUUCGGAUCCUGCCAUUGCGUCCCGAAAGCUUUCCGAGAGCGUCUUAGAGGCCAUUCACGACGUCAUCCCUGAACUCAUUUCUGGUUCCGCAGAUUUGACUGGUUCCAACAACACCCGCUGGAAGAACGCCGUUGACUUCCAGCCCCCGAGCCUUGGUAUCGGCGAGUGGUCUGGUCGCUACAUGCGAUAUGGUGUCCGUGAGCACGCCAUGGCCGCCAUCAUGAACGGCAUGUCUGCCUACGGCACCAUCAUCCCCGCCGGUGGUACUUUCCUCAACUUCGUCUCAUACGCUGCCGGUGCCGUCCGUCUCUCCUCGCUUUCACACCAGCGUGUCAUCUACGUUGCUACCCACGACUCUAUCGGUCUUGGAGAGGAUGGUCCCACCCACCAGCCUAUCGAAACGCUUGCCCACUUCCGUGCUCUGCCCAACAUGAUGGUGUGGCGCCCCGCCGAUGGUAACGAGACCUCGGCUGCCUACUACAUGGCUCUCACCUCCAAGGAGACUCCGUCCAUCCUUGCCCUUACCCGUCAAAACCUGCCUCAGCUUGAGGGCUCAACCAUCGAGAAGGCCAUCAAGGGUGGUUACGUUGCUGUUGAGAACGAGAAGGCUGACGUCACCCUCGUCUCCACUGGUUCGGAAGUCUCGCUUUGCUUGGAGGCUGUCAAGACCCUCAAGGACCAGGGUCUUACCGCACGUGUCGUGUCCCUACCUUGUUUCGAGGUUUUCGACGCCCAGUCCAAGGAUUACCGCCUAUCUAUAAUCCCCGACGGUAUCCCCACCCUCAGCGUGGAGGUCAUGUCCACUAUGGGUUGGGAGAAGUACUCUCACGAGCAGUUCGGCCUUAACAGGUUCGGUGCUUCCGGUCCUUAUAAGGAGGUUUACAAGAAAUUCGAGUUCACUCCUGAGGGCAUUGCCAAGCGUGCUAAGCUCACCGUCGAGUUCUACAAGGACGUCAAGCCCCUCCGCUCGCCUCUCAACCGUGCUUUCACUCAGCUUAUCUAA
Molecule: messenger RNA, 2055 nt
Organism: Didymosphaeria variabile
Lineage: Eukaryota; Fungi; Ascomycota; Dothideomycetes; Pleosporales; Didymosphaeriaceae
Gene: TKL1
Product: Transketolase
Exons: 7
Coding region: 1-2055 (684 amino acids)
Biological process (GO): pentose-phosphate shunt
Cellular component (GO): cytosol
Molecular function (GO): transketolase activity
Source: RefSeq, a predicted model, not a curated record